Molecule: messenger RNA, 1341 nt
Organism: Acanthosepion pharaonis
Lineage: Eukaryota; Metazoa; Mollusca; Cephalopoda; Sepiida; Sepiidae
Source: the annotation of a GenBank genome assembly
AUGGUGCUAAUUACGCAAAACAAACCGGCAACGAGCAAACCAAAGCAGGUUCGAAUGGUCUUACCUGUGAUCAUUCCGGAUUCUUCACCUUCGCCCCCUCCCUUACCUGGAUGUAAUAGCCACCCGGACUCAUGCACUGAUUGUAAAUGCCAGACUGUCUAUAUUCAAUGUGAAGAAUUACCAUUUGGUUGGGAAAAAGUAGAAGACACACAUUAUGGAACUUAUUACAUUGACCAUGUGAAUAAGCGCACACAGUAUGAGAACCCGGUAGCCCAGGCUAAGAAGUCUCAAGUGUCAGGGGUUGAUGAUGUGAUUGGCUCAUGCAGCACUUUUCCACGCCAGAAGAAGAUACAAGAGCCUGCAAAACGUUCUGCCAGUGAGUCAGAUAUGAAUGGUCAUGUUCUAGGUUCAGAUAACAAGAUGAAGCUUUUUUUUACAAAAAAUCCAGCUGAGCUGAAAGGGGAAAUAAUCAAAACGACACUUGUAAAAAGUGUCCGAGGCUUUGGCUUCACCAUAGUUGGUGGGGACCAUUCUGAUCAGGAGUUUCUCCAAAUCAAAAACGUUGUGCCUAAUGGGCCAGCCUACAUAGAUGGCCAACUGAAAACUGGUGACAUUCUUGUUUAUGUAAAUGAGAAAUGUGUUCUUGGUUACACACAUCAGGAUGUCAUUCUACUUUUUCAAGCAAUUCUCCCAGGAGAUGAAGUGAUCCUUACAGUGUGCCGUGGGUACACACUUCCCUUUGAUCCUGAUGAUCCAAAUACAGAAAUUGUCACAAGAGUUGCUGUUUCUCUUCCUUCAGAGAGUGGUACUACUAAUGUUGGGCCCUCCAAUUCACUUGGCUAUGGCAAUGGAAGUAACCUGGAUCAGCUGAACACAUCUCAGAAAAGCCUAAAAUCUCUUCCUGAUCUGGCUCGUUCUACAACUGACAAUAAUUCAAAUCUGAGCUCCUCCCAAAGAAGUCAGAGUGGGGAUUUACUUAACUCUGACAACACUCCUGAUGUACUAAUUCCCAACAGUAACAAGCCAGAAAUUCUGGUAGUGAACAUUGUACGUGGUGCAAUGGGAUUUGGAUUUACCAUAGCAGACAGCUCAUAUGGCCAAAGAGUUAAACAGAUACUUGACAAGACUCGAUGUAAGAAUCUAAUGGAAGGAGAUGUCUUGUUAGAAAUUAACAAUAAUAAUGUAAAGGACAUGUCACAUGCAGAGGUUGUUCAAGUGCUUAAGGACUGUCCAAAAGGAGAUGAAACCACAAUUGUUGUUCAGAGAGGAGGUAUUUCUUCUCCUGGAAAAUCGAGAAGACAAGCAAAAUUGGUAAGUUAUUUUUAUUUUCUUUUUUAUUGA